AUGGCUACUGGUGGAGUGCUGCUCUCCGUAGAAUUUGAGGUUAUCGGCAAAGUACAAGGUGUUUUCUUUCGCAAGUACACACAGAAGAAUGCGACAAAGCGGGGACUUGUAGGCUUUGUUCAAAAUACGCAUCGUGGCUCGGUUGAGGGCAAAAUGCAAGGCCCAGAGAAGGAGCUCAAGGACAUGAAAAGAUGGCUGAAGAAAACAGGAAGUCCUCAGUCAAGAAUUGAUAGAUGCAUUUUCAAAGAUGAACAAACGAUAACACAGAAGCAAUAUAAAAGUUUCGAAAUCAUUAAGUAGACAUGAUUUUGGACAUCAUAAUUUACGUGGUGGAUUAUUAUUGAGAUCAAACAUACCAGACUGCAGAUUGUUGAGUUGGCUUACAACAUAGAUACUCUGAAAAGUGUUCAAGAUACUAUCAUAUAAUGGUGUUAACCAAUGUCUCUUGUUACAAAGGACUUUUGACCAGCCGGUGAUAACAUGAUGUUGUAAAAGUAGGGAAGUAUAUAUGUUGAAGCAAUAUUAGAUCUGUAUCUAUUUUA
Ylistrum balloti is the source of this 542-nucleotide messenger RNA. RefSeq names its product acylphosphatase-1-like. Gene Ontology annotation, molecular function: acylphosphatase activity. The coding region runs from base 1 to 300 and encodes 99 amino acids. The record is from RefSeq and is a predicted model, not a curated record. The transcript has 4 exons. Lineage: Eukaryota; Metazoa; Mollusca; Bivalvia; Pectinida; Pectinidae.